AUGGUGGCCUAAACAUCCCUCCUUAUCUUCCACCUCAUGGCUCUGACCUGCAUCUUGUUUUGUCUUGUCCCUAACUGUACAUAGUUACAAAAUUGACUUUAACGCUUCUCACUACCUGCAUUUGAAUAGCAGUAAGAAAAUGUUUACUUAUUACGGUCCAUUAAGACUAGACAUAUGUUGUGCCUCUACGUCUCUGUGGAACAUGUGCACUUGGAGCUGUGCCCUUUGAGGUCAUCUGAAAUAAUAUUUUUGGCCUCGGGGAGCAUGCUGAGCUUUGGUGAGUCCGAAAUGUCUCUGAAGAGUCUCAGCACUUACUUAAGUGAGCAGCUACAGACACUACUCAGAAAUCUGGAAACGGCCCCUUUAAGAAGUGGUGCGCCCCUCCCUCUCUACCGGAGGGAGACGGAGCCGGGAGGAGCCCGGUACCUGGUUUCUCCUACCCUGUGCGCGCAGAGGUCAAGGCCAGGGCACACUCCGACUAGGCCGGUGGAGUUUGGGGAACUACACUACCCACAGUGCAAUACGCUAAACGGCAGGGCAGUUGAUCCAAUGAAAACUCAGGACAGGGACACUUCCGUGCGUGCUGAUCGCGAUGGCGUGGGACUUCCGGUGUCCUCCUCGUGGCGGUCAUUUUGGCUUCUCUGCGGUCUUUUCGCCUCGGCAGGAGCUCCGGAGCGCUGCUUCCGGACCGGGGUGACUGGACGGAGAAGGCGCGAGAGGCGGAUCUGAGGAUCUGCGACGCCGCCGCGGAUGGCCCGGCGAGGCACAGGGUAGGGGCCGCCGUGUCUGGGCCCCCCGCUCCGCCCACAGAGUCCGAUGGCGGCGGCCGCGCUGAGGGCCCCGGCUCAGGGUAUGACCUUUGAGGAUGUGGCCAUCUGUUUCUCCCGGGAAGAGUGGAUGCUCCUUGAUGAGGCUCAAAAGCUCCUGCACCGCAGUGUGAUGCUGGAGAACUUUGCACUUGUAGCGUCCCUGGGUUAUUGCCAUGGAGCAGAGAAUGAGAUGAUAACCUCUGAGCAGAAUGUAUCUGUAAAGGGAAUGUCACAGGUCAGGAUUUCUGAGGCAGGUCCAUCUACCCAGAAGACUCAACUCAGUGAGAUGUGUGUCCUAGUCUCAAAAGACAUUUUGCGCCAGGUUGAGUACCAAACCACAUACCCUGUACAGAAAUCAUACUUGGACGGCACAAGCAUGAGAGGCUUCUGUUUCAGUGCAAAACUUCACCAGCACAAAAAGCAUUACAGUGGAGAGGAGACCUGGAAAAGGGAUGUGGACCGGGCCAUGUUUGUGACAAACUGCGGGUUCCAUAUGUCAACAAAUCCUUUCACUUGUGGGGAGGACUUCCCAGCCACCAUGGGCUCUCUCCAGCACCAGGUUACUCCCAAUGGUGAGGAGCCACCCAGUAGAAGCAGCAAGUGUGUGCAAACAUGUUUCAGUGGAAGAAAUUAUUACAAGUGGGAUAAAGAUAAAAAAGCAUCAAGCCACAAACACACACUUGUUCAAUAUCAGAGUGUCUGCUCUGAAAGUGAGCUUUAUAAGUGUAGCAAAUAUGAGAAGUCUUUUACCUUCAAGAACAUUCUUGUUCAGCACCAGCAGAUUCACACUGGAAAAAGGACAUAUGAGUGCAGUGAAUGUGAGAAAUCCUUUAGCACAAAGUGUCACCUUAUUGUACACAAACAGAUUCACAAUGGAGAGAGGCCUUAUGAAUGCGGUGAAGGUGGAAAAGCCUUUAUCAAUAAAUACAAACUCGUUCACCACCAGAGACAUCACACAGGAGGAAUGCAUUAUGAGUGUAGUGAAUGUAGGAAAUCCUUUAGCUACAGAUCCAACCUCAUUGAACACCAGAGAGUUCACACUGGAGAAAGGCCUUACAAGUGUGGUGAGUGUGAGAAAUCCUUUAGACAAAGCUCUAGCCUCUUUCGACACCAAAGAGUUCACACUGGAGAAAGGCCUUAUGAGUGCUGUGAAUGUGGGAAAUCCUUUAGACAAAUAUUCAAUCUCAUUCGACACAGGAGAGUUCAUACUGGAGAAAUGCCGUAUCAGUGCAGUGAUUGUGGGAAAGCCUUUAGCUGCAAACCUGAACUCACUCAACACCAUAGAAUUCACAGUGGAGAAAGACCUUAUGAGUGCAGUGAAUGUGGGAAAUCCUUUAGACAGUUCUCGAACCUCAUUCGACACCGCAGUGUUCACACUGGUGAUAGGCCUUAUGAGUGCAGUGAAUGUGAGAAAUCUUUUAGCCGUAAAUUUAUCCUCAUUCAACACCAAAGAGUUCACACUGGCGAAAGGCCUUAUCAAUGCAGUGAAUGUAGAAAAUCCUUUACCCGCAAAUCUGACCUCAUUCAACACCAGAGAAUUCAUACUGGGUUAAGACCUUAUGAGUGUGGUGAGUGUGGCAAAUCUUUUAGACAACGCUCUGGCCUCAUUCAACAUCGGAGAGUUCACACUGGAGAAAAGCCUUAUGAGUGCAGUGAGUGUGGAAAAUCCUUUAGUCAAAGUGCUAGCCUCAUUCAGCACCAGAGAGUUCACACUGGAGAAAGGCCUUAUGACUGUAGUGAAUGUGGGAAAUCCUUUAGCCAGAGCUCUAGUCUUAUUCAACACCAGAGAGGUCACACUGGAGAAAGACCUUAUGAGUGCACUGAAUGUGGAAAACCCUUUACCCACAAAUCUGACCUCAUUCAACACCAAAGAGUUCACACUGGAGAAAGACCUUAUGAAUGCAGUGAAUGUAGGAAAUCCUUUAGUCGCAAAUCUAAUCUCAUUCGACACCAGAGAGUUCACACUGAAUAAAGGCCUUAAAUAUGCA
Messenger RNA from Microcebus murinus (gray mouse lemur), 2797 nucleotides. RefSeq lists its product as uncharacterized. The record is from RefSeq and is a predicted model, not a curated record. NCBI's taxonomy places the organism in Eukaryota, Metazoa, Chordata, Mammalia, Primates, Cheirogaleidae. Gene Ontology annotation, biological process: regulation of transcription by RNA polymerase II. Gene Ontology annotation, molecular function: DNA-binding transcription factor activity; RNA polymerase II cis-regulatory region sequence-specific DNA binding.